Molecule: messenger RNA, 2310 nt
Organism: Monopterus albus (swamp eel)
Lineage: Eukaryota; Metazoa; Chordata; Actinopteri; Synbranchiformes; Synbranchidae
Product: ribose-phosphate pyrophosphokinase 2
Exons: 7
Coding region: 227-1183 (318 amino acids)
Biological process (GO): 5-phosphoribose 1-diphosphate biosynthetic process; purine nucleotide biosynthetic process
Cellular component (GO): cytoplasm; ribose phosphate diphosphokinase complex
Molecular function (GO): magnesium ion binding; ATP binding; ribose phosphate diphosphokinase activity
Source: RefSeq, a predicted model, not a curated record
GCGUGUCAGUGGACUGCCGCACCAUCCAAUGAGGGCAGGGCACUUCCCUUCACCUUGCAAACACUAGCGGGCUAUUUCCUCUCUGCUCACUGUCCCCGGUGCUGAACCAGUGCAAUGUCCCGACUGCGACAUUAGCAAGUUGAUUUUUCCAUUUUCAUAAGCCUUAAGUGGUUUUUGUAUACGCUUUUCUUUUGUUUUCUUAGCAAACUGAACCGGAGUUUCGGACAUGCCGAACAUCGUGCUUUUUAGCGGGAGCUCUCACCACGACUUGUCCCAGAAAGUGGCUGAUCGGCUAGGGCUGGACCUGGGGAAAGUGAUCACGAAGAAAUUCAGCAACCAGGAGACGUGUGUGGAAAUCGGGGAGAGCGUGCGAGGCGAGGACGUGUACAUUGUGCAGAGCGGCUGCGGGGAAAUUAAUGACAACCUGAUGGAGCUGCUAAUCAUGAUUAAUGCCUGCAAGAUCGCCUCCUCGUCCCGAGUCACUGCCGUCAUUCCCUGCUUCCCAUACGCCCGACAGGACAAGAAGGACAAGAGUCGAGCGCCCAUAUCAGCCAAGCUGGUGGCAAACAUGUUGUCUGUAGCUGGCGCCGACCACAUCAUCACCAUGGACCUCCACGCCUCCCAGAUCCAGGGUUUUUUCGACAUUGCUGUGGACAACCUGUAUGCAGAGCCUGCUGUUCUGCAGUGGAUCAAAGAAAACAUUCCUGAGUGGAAAAACUGUAUCAUCGUGUCUCCAGAUGCUGGUGGAGCAAAACGCGUGACGUCCAUUGCAGACCGUCUCAACGUGGACUUUGCCCUCAUCCACAAAGAGAGGAAGAAGGCUAAUGAAGUGGACCGCAUGGUGCUGGUGGGCGACGUCAGGGACCGCGUGGCCAUCCUGGUGGACGACAUGGCCGACACCUGCGGCACCAUCUGCCACGCUGCCGACAAGCUGAUCGAUGCUGGAGCAGUAAAGGUCUACGCCAUCCUCACACACGGCAUUUUCUCCGGUCCAGCCAUCUCUCGCAUCAACAACGCACCGUUCGAGGCUGUGGUGGUAACUAACACCAUCCCACAAGAAGAGAAGAUGAAGGCGUGCCCGAAAAUACAGGUCAUCGACAUCUCCAUGAUCCUGGCUGAGGCCAUCAGGAGAACCCACAACGGCGAGUCAGUGUCCUACCUCUUUAGCCACGUACCCUUGUAAGAAAUCGAAAUGGGGUGGCCUCGGCCCUCUCUCCACACCCCAUCCCACAUCAGGCCACUCAACUGGCACUUCUGACCGCAUAUACCCAAGAAAGGCUCAGAACAGCCUCAUGGUUUUUGGCCGACUACAUUUGACUGUUUAAAGGUCACACCCCCACAUUGUCUUUGACAUUUUCACCCAGGAAACAGCAAAAUAUCACUUCCUUCUCUGAAGACUAAGUCUGUAUAUAGCAGCAUCUUUUUUUGUUGUCUUUUCUUCGCUCUUGUUUCAGUCUUGCCGACCUUGAACCCCCGAGGCCUGGCAUUCAUUUUAACCAGAGGGUCCAUGAUGUAACACUUUAUUUUUAUCUAAAUGAAACAUUCCACUAUGUUGUGUCAUAAGAAAAUAUUUGGCCCUUUCUGCUUCACACAGAAAUAAAACUAAUUUAAAUUGAAUUAAACUGUGGAAUGAGCACAUUUUCUCUGAGGUGUUCAAAGAAUGUUAAACUGAUCUCGUUACAGCCUAACCUUCUACUAGUUCACACUCUGUGGACUGUGUUCAUGCACAGUGCUGUCAUCAGGCCCGACUGUAGUUUAAAAGCUGCACCAUAAGUCAGAUUGUGUUGAUGUGACCUCAGAUACACAGAAGAGUAAGAUGGAGCACAGAUUUUAUGCUUUACUCACUCUUAGUUCUUAGUUGUUGUUUUUUUUGUUUGUUUGUUUUAUUUUUUUGUGAGCUGGACCAAAUGUGCAGUUGCCUCUUAUGCUGUGUCAUUUCUGCUAGUACACUGUUGUCACCCCUUGGUGGCACAUCUGUAAAACACCCUUCCCCUUCAGUAUGUCUAAUGGUUUUAAAAAUAUAAACAGUUUAAAAAGGUUCCUGGCUCGCACCCAGGUCAGUUGUUGAUUAACGGAGGUGUAGUAGCUGCUUUGCCAGUGUUCCUGAAGGUCAUUAGAACUAACUGAGCCCAUAUCUUAGUUACAGUGUAAAGCCAUGAGUUGUAAAAACAGUCACAGCUGUGAUGGCUCACAUUGUUUGAAUGAGGCAGGAUUCACUGUUUGGUGGAGAAAUAGUAGGUGGAAAAGUCUGAAUUUGAAUGUGCAACAAUUAAAGCUGUGUCUUAAAUAAAGCUUUGACAAUGGCGUACA